Numida meleagris (helmeted guineafowl) is the source of this 680-nucleotide messenger RNA. RefSeq names its product storkhead-box protein 1-like. NCBI's taxonomy places the organism in Eukaryota, Metazoa, Chordata, Aves, Galliformes, Numididae. The coding region runs from base 85 to 609 and encodes 174 amino acids. The record is from RefSeq and is a predicted model, not a curated record. Gene Ontology annotation, biological process: positive regulation of transcription by RNA polymerase II. Gene Ontology annotation, cellular component: nucleus; cytoplasm. Gene Ontology annotation, molecular function: RNA polymerase II transcription regulatory region sequence-specific DNA binding; DNA-binding transcription activator activity, RNA polymerase II-specific. The transcript is spliced from 2 exons.
UGUCCUGGGGACAGGUUGUGCGCCGGGACGGAGCAGCUCGGCACCCCACGAGGGACGCGGAAGGCUUUCCGGCCGGGUGGAGGCAUGGGGAGGCCCGGCCCGGUGCAGGGCGGGGCCGGCCCGGAGGUGUGCCGGGGGCGGAGCGGUCGAGCCGUGCCGGGGCCGCGCCAGGCGCAGCCCGGAGCGGUACGGUGCGGUGCGGGAGGUGGCGGGGCACGCCGGGCGGCCAUGCCGCGCCGGGUGGAGCGGUGCCUGCAGAUCGCUCCGCACUCCCUCGCCAUCGUCCUGAGCCCCGAAGCCGGGGGGCGGCCGGCGGGCCCGGGGGCUGCGGCGGAGCUGGGCCGGCACCGCAUCGGCUACGAGAUCUUCGCGGACUUCAAGCGGGAGAACAUGCAGCACUUCUGGGACCAGCGGGCCACGGCGGCGGUGGCCGAGACCUUCUUCCUGGGCUGGAUCGACGAGCAGGUGCUGCUGGUGCAGGGCAAGGAGGAGCACCUGGAGGUGCUGCGGCAGGGCUGGGCUCGCCGCUCCCUCAAACCCCCCAGCGGCUUCCACAUCAAGUGCCUGGACCCUCUGACAGAAGAGAGUGUGCAUUCCAGAAUGAGCUGAUCCUACAUCUGAGAGCAGAAACCCAAGAAAGCAUCAUUUUAAAUGUGCAAAAAUCUACACACACCCAGGUG